Messenger RNA from Vigna angularis (adzuki bean), 1127 nucleotides. RefSeq names its product pterocarpan synthase 1. The record is from RefSeq and is a predicted model, not a curated record. Bases 73 to 723 code for a protein of 216 amino acids. The transcript has a single exon. Lineage: Eukaryota; Viridiplantae; Streptophyta; Magnoliopsida; Fabales; Fabaceae.
GUCUUCUCUACUCACAUGGUAGCAUCACCAUACUAAGUUCAUUUCACAGUUAUCAUCUUCCUUCCUACUGUCAUGGCAAAUUUCAAAACUUUCUUUCUUCCUUUAACCCUUUCCUUUCUUUUCGCUUCUUUGGUUUCUGCCACCUUCUACCAAACUAUCUCUCCCGAUCAGUUACGUGCUGGUGAGAAGCUAACACACAUUCGGUUCUACUUUCAUGAACUCAUAACAAACGACAAACCCUCCCUCAUCAUAAUUGACCCUCCAAAGAUUAUGUCAAACGCUCCCCUUCCGUUCGGCUCCAUGGUGGUGAUCGAGGACCCACUGACCAUCGGACCUGAUGUUGAGUCCAAAAGGGUAGGAAAAGCUCAAGGGUUUUACCUCUCUGCAACCCAAAGAGCAGGUUUGGAUUUGGAGAUAGUGAUGGGGAUGACCUUGACAUUCUUUGAAGGAGAAUUCAAUGGCAGCACUUUAAGUGUGUUGGGGAGGAACGAGAUCAUGCUUCCGGUGAGGGAGUUGCCAAUUAUUGGUGGUACAGGUGCUUUCCGCUUCGCACGUGGCUUUGUUCUUGCUCGCAGUGUGAAGGUUGAUUACCACAAAGGUGAUGCCACAGUCGAAUACAAUGUCUACGUUUACCAUUAUUCCUCCUCCACCUCCUCUCCCUCUCAUCAACUCUUUAACCACGGCCUUAACUUCAUGACAGACCCCAUUCUCAGCAAAAUUUAAAUUUUCCAUAUCCCAACUUUCGUUGCUGAACUUUAUCUGUGUGUUCCAGUUCGUCUAUAAACUUUCAAAAAUUGUAUUCAAAGUUAGAACUUUCUAACUUAUUUGGUACAAUAUUUUAGUAAGUUUUAUACACAUAACUUAAGUGCAGAUAUUGGAUUACAAGUGGGGAAGAAAUCCAAAGACUGAGCUCCUAGUUCACUCCUUUUAAAUCUAUGAAUCGCUUAUAAUUAAUAAAUCUGCUGUACAGAAAAGUUGAGCUUUUGUUGUAGUACAAGAAGUUGUUUGAGUUAAAUAAUUUCUCUUUGGGAUUGUUGACCGUUCGCUGCGUCCAUUCUGUAAUAGAUAAGAGAUGAUGAAGUGGAGAAAUCCACCAUAGUGAAGUACUUUUUCUUGUUGUCUUUUUA